AUGGACCGACAGCAGUCCACAUCAGGGCGCCCACUUCCACGACGACAGCAAAGGCGGUCAACGUUGCUUCUUUUCAUUGCUGUGGCCACAGCAGUAACACUUUUCACAGCCCACUCUGACCAAGGAACUUUCUUCGUCCAUGCUCAACGACAACAACAACAGCACCAGUUCACGGUUCAGGACUCUUCCUCUUCUCGUGUACCCUCCUACGACAGCAACAGCGACAGCAGCGCGUCACUGCAAGACCGCCGACGCCUUGAACUCGAAUGCCACCAAAUCCUGGCCAUUCCUCCCUUAUCCUCAUCCACACCCGCACCACCAGAACCCUUCCUCGAACCAACUUUCUCAACACUAGCAGGCCCACCAGAGAACUCGACAUGGCGACUCUGGUACCGGAAAUGGACCGACCUGUCUGCCAAGGAAACGAGCACGGAAAUUGAGAAUGCUGGGUUUCUGUUGGGGAAUGGGCAGAGUCAGGUUUUGGUGGGUGGCGGGAUCCAUGUUGAGAGGAUUCGGGUUAGUGAGGAGAGUUCUUGGGCUGGUGGACCGGGUGUUGAUCGCGUUGCGAAGGCUCCUCUCGAUGAUGGUGCCAGCACGAGCGGCGACGAGGUGGAGGAGGAACAGUAUAGGGGUGGGAAUGUGCCAGUAGAGGAAGCGCCGCGGAGACAGGAAGCACUCGAAAAAAUGCGGCUGUUGGUGAAAGAGAAGGGACAGGUGAGACCCAGGGAGAAGAUUGUGGGGUCGCUGAAGGGGGAUGAGCGCGGGUUUGGAAGCCAGCUUGGGUUUGGGGAGUUGCUAGUUGAGGAAGUGAAGAAGUUUGAGACUGUGCGGGAGUACCGACGGGAGUUGGAUCUUGAGACGGGUGUUGCGACGGUGACCUUUUCUGUGGGAGAUUUACAGUACAAACGGGAGCAUUUUUGCAGUUUCCCGGAUGGGGUCUGUGUGAUGCGACUGCAGGCCUCAGAACCCAAGAGCAUCAACGUCAGGGUCUCGCUCUCCUCUGCCCACGAAAACACAGGAACUGCAGAAUACACAAACGUCCACAACCGACUUGGUAUGCGUGCCCGUCUCGCAUCCAACAACAUGACCACCGAGGCCAUGGUCGCCGUCACCACCGAAGGAGCCACUGGAGUGUCGUUGGCCAACAACCGUCAAGUGGUUGCUUUGGGGUUCGAUGCCGUCACGCUUUACUAUACUAUGGGCACUGGAUGGACACUGCAAGGAUCGUACCCGAAUUUCGAGGACAAGGACCCGCAUGAUCGGUUGACGAGUGUGAUGGAUAAGGCGGUAGGUGGGCUCUAUGGAGACCAGUACCUGAAGCAUGUCCAGGACCACCAGACGCUGUUCCAGGGUUUCCGGUUGGAUCUGGGACAGAUCGAAAACAAGCUGCCGACGGAUGAGUUACUCAAGGCGAGUAAGGGGGGUAAUGCAGGAGAGGAAGAGACGUAUUUGGAUGCAUUGAUGGUUCAGUAUGCGCGGUACCUUCUUAUUGCGUCUUCCAGACCUGGUUCUUUGCCUUUGAGUGGGCGUAGCAUGUGGUCCCAGGAUCAAAACACCGGCCUCGAUGACCCCAGUAUUGGAUACAAGAUGGAUAUUGACCUUCAGAUGAAUUACUGGCUGGCAGAGAGUACAGGGUUGGGCGAGACAGUAACGCCAUUGAUCGACUACAUGGAGAACCUGCUGGUCCCACGCGGUCAAGACACCGCCAGCUUGUACUAUGGAGCUCGUGGAUGGCUGACUCACCCAUACUCCAACAUCUGGGCACAUACUGGACCGACAGCCCAGGACCAGACAUUUUACCUCCCAACAGCAGCGGCAUGGCUAUGCCAGCAUGCAUGGGACCGGUACCUGUACAGCCAAGAUUAUUACUUUUUGAGAGACCAUGCUUACAAGCUUAUGAAGGGCGCUGCUCAGUUCUGGGUGGAUACACUUGUGAGGCUUCGGGAUGAGGAGGGAGGGCCGCUGGUGGUGUCACCGUCGUUUGCGCCGGGCCAUGGAGGUGUGACGGAGGGGACGGCGAUGGAUCAGCAGUUGGUAUGGCAGUUGUUGAAUAAUACGCUGGAGGCGAUUGCGGUCGUUGGGGAGAGGGAUCGGGUGUUUGCUCAGAAUCUGACGACUGCCUUGGAGGUGGUUGCGCCUGGGUUGAGGGUUGGCAGUUGGGGUCAGCUGCAGGAGUGGAGUUUGGAUAUGGAUGAUCCGAAUGAGAGGCAUCCGCAUUUGGGGUACUUGUGGGCGGUUUAUCCUGGUAACCAGGUCUUUUUCAGAAACUCUUCGUCGUCGUCCUCGGAUGUGGAUGAAGGAGAGGAUGAAGGUGAGAAGGAGCCGACGAGGGAGGAGUUGUUGGAGGCUGCAAGAGAGUCGCUCAUCCAUCGUGGGAUGGGUGAUCGACCUGGUGGAAACUUUGGAUGGGCAAAAUCCUGGAGGGCAGCUGUGUGGGCCCGUCUUGAGGAUGGUAAGUUGGCGUACAGGGCUGUGGAGACGUUCAAGCGUGACCAUAUCUUUGAGCACCCGAAUCUGCUGGAUUUUAAGGAUGGACUCUCUGGCCUCUUGGGAGUAAGUGCGGCAAUGGUGGAGAUGGUGAUCCAGAGUCGCGCUCCUGGGUUUGUCGAUAUCCUGACGGUUGCCGAUUUACCAGAUCAGUGGCUCCGAAGAGGGGGAUCAGUAGAAGGGUUCCGGACGCGGGACGGACAUGUGGUGUCGAGUAGAUGGGAGGUUGGAGGGACUGUGAGACAGGUGGAGGUGUAUGCGAGUCUGAAGGCGGGGUCACUGAGGGUCAAGAUUGGAAGUCUGGGUGGAGAGGAUCGGACGCCGUCAGCGAAGGUUAGGGUGUCGCAGAAGGGGUCUGCGAAAGUUGUUGCUUAUUCGCGGGAAGGAGAUGUUGUUGUGCUUGCGGCGGUUGUUAAAGGGGAGACGUAUGUUAUCGAUAUUGAUGACUGA
Messenger RNA from Linnemannia hyalina, 2937 nucleotides. NCBI's taxonomy places the organism in Eukaryota, Fungi, Mortierellomycota, Mortierellomycetes, Mortierellales, Mortierellaceae. The record is from the annotation of a GenBank genome assembly.